AUGGAUUUCAAUAAUAACGAAGUACUAUUUUGGAAAGUAAUUCACAAUAAAUGUUUAUUUUACAAAAUAUUAGAUCAUAUAGAAAAUAAUGAAUGGAUUAAUUAUAAACCCAUAUCAUGUAAAGAGAAUAGGACAAAAUUUAAACAUAUUUAUGAUUUAAAAUGGAUGAUUAAAAAUAAUCAAUUUCAAUUACUAAAAUAUAAAUUAAAAAAUAAUGAAUAUGUUCAUAUUAGUAAAUUUAAUUUAAAGUCAUUAUUCAAUCUAUAUUUAAUUAAUAAUACUAAUAAUAAUAAUAACAAUAAUAAUAAUAAUAAUAAUAAUAAUAAUAGAGCACAAAUAAUAGAAAUAACAUCAAAAGAUCGUUUAAACUACGACUUAAAAUGUCAAAGAUCAAUCAACAUUGAAUUAUAUAAAGAGAUAUUGCAAUUAGUACUUGAAAAAAGGAAUUUUGAAUUUUUGAAAGAUUAA
Messenger RNA from Dictyostelium discoideum AX4, 468 nucleotides. RefSeq lists its product as hypothetical. Bases 1 to 468 code for a protein of 155 amino acids. Lineage: Eukaryota; Evosea; Eumycetozoa; Dictyosteliales; Dictyosteliaceae. The record is from RefSeq and is a predicted model, not a curated record. The transcript has a single exon.